AUGUUGGCCAGGAUUUUUAAGCAUGAGUACAGAAGAAAAUUUGAUUCUGUAUGGAGACAUGCAAGUCAACACGCUGGUCAAAGGCUUGAUAUUGCUGGGAUUUAUCCUCCCAUUGCCACUCCGUUUACACAGAAAGGAAAUGUGGAUUAUCAAAGCCUUGAUAAAAAUCUACAAAAAUAUGGGAGGAUACCUUUUAGAGGUCUUGUGGUGCAGGGCUCUAAUGGAGAAUAUCCAUAUCUGACAACCGAAGAGCGAAUAGAUGUUGUUAGAAGAGUUAGAGAAGCUCUGCCUACAUCAAAGCUAGUGAUGGCUGGAUCUGGCUGUGAAUCCACAAGAGCCACAAUCCAAAUGAGUGAGAGUAUGGCCAGUGCAGGUGCUGACUGUGUGUUGGUAGUGACCCCGUGUUUUUAUCAUGGAAGAAUGAAUACCAGUGCUUUCAUACACCACUAUACACAGGUAGCAGAUUCCAGUCCUGUACCCAUCGUUCUCUAUAGUGUGCCAGCCAACACCUUUCUGGAUCUGCCUGUGGAUGCAGUGGUACAGUUAUCCCAACAUCCAAAUAUAGUUGGCAUCAAAGAUAGUGGUGGAGAUAUUACAAGAAUAAGUCUGAUUGUGUACAAAACCAGAUCAGAAGAUUUCCAGGUGUUGGCGGGAUCAGCUGGGUUCCUCAUGGCUGCUUAUUCCGUAGGUGCUGUUGGGGGUGUUUGUGCUUUAGCAAAUGUUUUGGGUCAACAGGUGUGUGAGCUAGCACAGCUGUGCACUUCAGGACAAUGGGACAAAGCCAAAGAACUCCAAUACCGUCUCAUUGAACCAAACAUGGCGGUUACAAGGAAGUUUGGUGUUCCUGCUCUAAAGCAAGCAAUGGAGUGGUUUGGAUACCAGGGUGGUGUGUGCCGCUCCCCUUUGCAGCCUUUGUCCAAGGUGGAGUUGGAAAAUCUUCAAGCAGACUUCUCCUCAAAUGGAUGGCUGUAGCUGUUCUUUAGAUCCCUAAUAAAUAAUUUUCUAUCAAUUGAGAUUAUACAUAUGGGAACAU
Messenger RNA from Neoarius graeffei (lesser salmon catfish), 1033 nucleotides. RefSeq names its product 4-hydroxy-2-oxoglutarate aldolase 1 (gene hoga1). Gene Ontology annotation, molecular function: 4-hydroxy-tetrahydrodipicolinate synthase activity; N-acetylneuraminate lyase activity. Gene Ontology annotation, biological process: N-acetylneuraminate catabolic process. The transcript is spliced from 7 exons. Lineage: Eukaryota; Metazoa; Chordata; Actinopteri; Siluriformes; Ariidae. The coding region runs from base 1 to 972 and encodes 323 amino acids. The record is from RefSeq and is a predicted model, not a curated record.